Molecule: messenger RNA, 1500 nt
Organism: Cladophialophora yegresii CBS 114405
Lineage: Eukaryota; Fungi; Ascomycota; Eurotiomycetes; Chaetothyriales; Herpotrichiellaceae
Exons: 2
Coding region: 1-1500 (499 amino acids)
Cellular component (GO): SAS acetyltransferase complex
Molecular function (GO): histone acetyltransferase activity
Source: RefSeq, a predicted model, not a curated record
AUGGUCGGCUCCCGGUCGUCAUUGAGGCGUCCUGAUUUACGAGGUCACAGUCACAAGUCCUCAGCGUCCAGGUCUAGCAGCCCGAUCAAUGACGAACCGCCACCGCUCCUUCCAAGGUCCGGCAAUGAGGGCAUCGCCCUCAGAUCCAAACGCCUACGGGCUGCUACCGUGUCUACACCCGAACAUGACCUGAAAAGACGCCGAUUGUCGUCGGCCAAAGGCGAGAAACCACAGUUACGCAUCCCAUUACGCAGUCGAGGCGGGUUACCUAAAGUCCUCCCACAACCUCCGCCCGCCGCAGCCGCGACUGUGCGGCCACCGCAGGCUGCCAAUGCUGCGAAAGCCAGCACGUCACACAUCUCAAGCCUUCAGCCGUUGGACUCGCCGACUUCACCCAGCGAGAAACCGCAGUAUGAUCAGAUCAAAAUCAUUGAAGAGAAGGCAAAAGCCUCCAUCACAGAGGGCAAUUCGGCCACAACCCACGAAGACCGCCGAAAAUUACGCUCAGAGGAUGGAGGGUCUCGGGCUAAAACGGAGCUGGCCCAAUACUUCCCAGACUUUGAGGAAAUGCUCAGUCUGAAGCCACCAGAUCCAGCAGAAGCAUUGACAGUCAAGACUAAGGUUGUGCUGGUCGAUGAUACUCCCGACUUUCGGCCGAAGUCCCCCAGGCCUGAUCCAUUCGGAGCCCACAAGCCAUUGCACAACACGCAGAUCAUCCAGCUGGGUGGGAGCGGUAUCUUCUCAAGUGAUGCCUCCGUCGACCCUUUGAACGACGAUGUCUAUCUUAAGAUUCACGGUAAGGCCGAAAGGCAUGAGAGGCAAAUCAAAAACAGUGAUCGGGAGCGGGCGCAGCACGAGAAGUACCAACUGGAAAAACUCCUAGGAGACUUGCGUGGGCCAGACUGGUUGAAGACUUUGGGCAUCACAGGCGUCACCGACACCGAGAAGAAACGUUAUGAACCGAAACGAGCACUAUUCAUCCGUGAAACUCAAGCCUUAAUCAACAAGUUCAAGCGAUGGAAAGAAGAAGAGAAGCGCCGGAAGCUAGAGCGGGAACAGGAAAUGCUCGAGGCUGCCAUGGACGAGGACGGGAAAGGUGAUGAAGGUGAGAGUGAAGACGAGGCUGCCGAGAGCGACGCGUCGGAGGGAGAUAGCAUUGCCAGUGCGUCGACUCAGGCGCCGAAUUCCAGCGAACUCGACGACCUUGCAUCGCAGCAACUCAUCGAGGAAGCAAAGAUUGCCAUUAAGCGCAAAAAGCCGUCGCCCGCCAAAGUGGCCGAUCCCCCUCCACCCAAACCCUUUGUUUCCUUCUUCGACAAACGCCAUUUACGGGACGCUGCUGUCGCUGGUCGUCAACGUGGGCGGACCCUCCUCGCGUUUGGUCUCCCUGUGCCUGAGCUCGUGGAGAAGGAUUUCGAGCCACCAGAAGACAUCCUGACAGAUGAAGCAAUCAGGCUAAACCAACGGUCUCGCAGAAGGAUGCGAAGGGGUGGCGACUAG